Molecule: messenger RNA, 1051 nt
Organism: Prorocentrum cordatum
Lineage: Eukaryota; Dinophyceae; Prorocentrales; Prorocentraceae
Source: the annotation of a GenBank genome assembly
AGCCGUUUCGGCUCAACGCGUAUUUUGGGAGCAGGCAUUGUAAUCUUGUUGGCUCGAUAUUUGCUUGAAACUCGUCGUUGCCAAUGACGGUCACCGUGAAGCGCGUAAUGGUUGCAGGCUUGGCCGUUAUGCUGUUUGCUUUGGCGCACUUCUGGCGGCGGGAACUGGUGCAAUUGCUUGUGGCCCUCAUGGUUGCCGCAGAGGCACUUGGGUAUGUGGGCAUGCUCUUGUAUGCACUGUUCUUUGUGGCGGCCACUUUGGUUAUGGUACCUACGGCACCGCUCGAGAUGGCAGGCGGUCUGCUCUAUGCGCAGCGCGAGGGACUCGCCACUGCCAUCGCACUGGCAGCAGCUGCAAAAAUUACAUCAGGUGCCGUGGCAUUUGUUCUUGGCCGCACGUUGCUUGCUCGGGUUGUGGAGGAGCGUGUGCUGCCGCGGUUUCCAAUAUUCAGGGCGACGACGCGAGCCAUCAAAACGGAGCCCUUCAAGAUGAUUUGCCUUGUGCGCUUCGCGCCAAUACCCACGAUUGCGAAGAGUUUGGGGUUGGCGGCGUGUGGUGCGCCGUUCCUUGAUUUCCUCAUCGCCUCCGCGAUAUUCGGCGUACCUUGGAGCGUCAUAGGCGUGCUCGCAGGUUCGUCGCUGGCCUCGUUUGCAGAGAUCUUUGAUGGUAGGGGCGAGGACCGCAUUGCUGAGAUGAUACGGCCAUGGAAAGAAAUGCCGAUCGUAUUGGGAGCAUUAGGAAUUGUGCUCUGCGGCAGUCUUUUUUACGGCUACCGCAUUUUCAAGCGGAUAUACACAGAUGCUUUAGAGGGUGUGAAGGUGGAUUCCGAAGCGAGCCGAUAGUGUAGGUAAAAUGUUGUGCAACGAAUGCUAUCCAUAUUCUCAGUGUUCAAUCAGGUGGGAUCUACCAAGACAUCGGAUUCGCUUCGGCUCGUGUCGUGCUGGCGAGUGAGCUGGAUCUGCAAAUGCGGGCGAGAGGGCAGAUCACCAGUCGUCGCUGAGGGCGCAUUCCGUAACAGAUCUUCUCGGUUUCAGCGUCAAAUGGAGGACAG